Drosophila pseudoobscura is the source of this 1595-nucleotide messenger RNA. RefSeq names its product Gustatory receptor 43a (gene Gr43a). The record is from RefSeq and is a predicted model, not a curated record. Gene Ontology annotation, biological process: sensory perception of taste; chemosensory behavior; male courtship behavior. NCBI's taxonomy places the organism in Eukaryota, Metazoa, Arthropoda, Insecta, Diptera, Drosophilidae. Gene Ontology annotation, cellular component: dendrite; neuronal cell body; axon. Bases 181 to 1545 code for a protein of 454 amino acids. The transcript has 9 exons.
UAUUAUUUACAGCUACAACAGAACGGACAACAGAACCGCCGAACCUUUUGAUAAGCAAAUUUGUUACUUAUUUGCAACAGUCUGCAGUCUGGCAGCUGGCGAGUGGGGGGCAUUCACUAUUAAUAGUCAAAUAUUAGAGCGGAGCGCAGUAUUUGCAUAGCGUUUUUCAAUUUAAGACCCAUGCUUUCGGAACUUUUCGACCAGUUCUCGCCGAGAAGUUGUCCGGUAAAAGUGUCUCUUGUAUCCAAGAUGGAAAUAUCGCAGCCCAGCAUUGGCAUAUUCUACAUAAGCAAAAUGCUGGCCCUGGCGCCAUAUGCGACGCGAAAGAACUCCAAGGGUCAGUAUGAGAUACGUCGCAGUUGGAUAUUCACGGUGUAUUCGGCCUCCUUGACCGUCACAUUGGUUUUUCUGACCUACCGGGGACUACUGUUCGAUGCCAAUUCCAAAAUACCCGUGCGUGCAUCUUUUAGAAUGAAGUCGGCAACGUCAAAGGUGGUAACGGCCCUGGAUGUGUCUGUUGUUGUGCUGGCCGUUGUAUCGGGCGUUUACUGUGGUCUCUUCAGUCUGCGCGAAACCCUCAAACUAAAUGCUCGUUUAUAUAGGAUCGACAACACUUUAAAUGCCUGCAACUACUCCAGAAGGGACCGCUGGCGGGCCCUGGGAAUGGCCAGUGUUUCUCUGGUGACUAUAUCGGUGCUCCUCGGUUUGGAUGUGGGCUCAUGGAUGCGCAAAGCCGAGGAGAUGAAUAUCGAAGAAUCCGAUACGGAGCUCAAUGUGCACUGGUAUAUACCCUUCUAUAGUCUCUACUUUAUUCUCACCGGCCUGCACAUCAACUUUGCCAACACCGCCUAUGGCCUGGGAAGGCGGUUUAGACGCCUCAACCAGAUGCUCAGCAGCAGCUUCCUGGGCGAGCCGAAGGAAGCCAGUGCCCUGAAGCUGCGCAAGAUGAGCACAGUCAAGACAGUGAGCACGAAUACAACGAUGACACCUACCGCACUCCACUCGAAUCUGACCAAACUAAGCAGCGAAAUGCUGCCGAAUGAAUCCGCAGCCAAGAACAAGGGUCUGCUCAUCCAGACCAUGGCCGACAACCACGAAUCGCUCACCAAGUGUGUGCUUCUCUUGUCCAACGCCUUCGGCAUAGCCGUGCUCUUUAUUCUUGUGUCCUGUCUGCUGCAUUUGGUGGCCACCGCCUACUUUUUGUUUCUGGAGCUGCUCAGUACGCGAGACAACGGCUAUCUGUGGGUGCAAGCGUUGUGGAUAUUAUUGCACUCCUUUCGCCUGCUAAUGGUGGUCGAGCCCUGCCACCUGGCUGCCCGCGAAUCCCGGAAAACCAUUCAAAUUGUCUGCGCAAUUGAGCGGAAGGUGCACGAGCCCAUUCUGGCCGAGGCGGUGAAGAAGUUCUGGCAGCAGCUACUGGUGGUCGACUCAGAUUUCUCAGCCUCUGGUCUGUGCCGCGUAAACCGCACCAUUCUGACAUCGUUCGCCUCGGCCAUAGCCACAUAUCUGGUCAUACUCAUACAGUUCCAGAAGACAAACGGCUGAGCACGGGAAUAAGUAGAUAUAAAAAUUUGCUUCUUUUAUUAACACUAUUC